Messenger RNA from Amphibalanus amphitrite, 1313 nucleotides. RefSeq names its product programmed cell death protein 10-like (gene Ccm3). Gene Ontology annotation, biological process: regulation of Golgi organization; positive regulation of MAP kinase activity. Gene Ontology annotation, cellular component: Golgi apparatus; FAR/SIP/STRIPAK complex. Gene Ontology annotation, molecular function: protein kinase binding. Lineage: Eukaryota; Metazoa; Arthropoda; Thecostraca; Balanomorpha; Balanidae. The transcript is spliced from 5 exons. The coding region runs from base 296 to 925 and encodes 209 amino acids. The record is from RefSeq and is a predicted model, not a curated record.
GGGCGGGGCCUAUUUUUAUCCAGACGAUAGAGAGAGCCCGUUCACAGAGAAGGGGGGAUGGCCUGUGGUGUAGGAUCCGAUGAUCGCAUUUUGUUGGUGAUAUCAAUUUGUUGAAUUUCAAGUCAAUUACUGGCAUUAUGUCUGGAAUUUUCGCUUAAUUUCUCUUGUAAAAUUUCAUAAUUUGUUAAACUUUUCAGGGAAAAGGCUGCUAAUCCUAGAGCGCCGGAAUGGUCUGAUUUUUGUGUUUACACUUUUUGAUUAGAAGUUUUUGGAUCCAUUCAAGUUUGAGGAAAACAUGACCAUGGGGGAUGAUUCACCUGUAUCUUCCCUGGUGCUGCCAGUUUUGAUAAGACCAGUUCUUUCUCAGCUGGACAAGGAGGAUGUGGCGGCCAGCCAGACGCUGCGCGCCGCCCUCACCAAGGUGGAGGCUGCCAACCCGGGCUUCACGUACGACCUCGUCAUGGGUCUGGUGCGCAAGGCAGACGUCAGUGUCAACAUGCACGAGAGUCUGCUCCGCCUGCAGGGAUCGGCCGGCGACAACGACGCCGAGUACCGGCUCAGUCGCACGGAGGAGCCCUUCCAGGAGCUCAACAAAAAGUCUGCCAGUCUGAAACGCAUCCUCAGUCGGAUCCCGGACGAAAUCACCGACCGCAAAACAUUCCUCGAGACCAUCAAGGAGAUCGCCAGUGCCAUCAAGAAGCUGCUGGAUGCCGUGCAGGGUGUGUCGGCCUACAUCCCCGGCUCGCACGGAAAACAGGCGCUCGACCACCGGCGCCGAGACUUCGUCAAGUACUCCAAAAAGUUCAGCAACACGCUCAAGGAGUACUUCAAGGAGGGACAGGCCAGCGCGGUGUUCGUCUCGGCCACGUACCUGAUCUACUACACCAACAUGAUCAUGAGCACCGUGAAGAGCAAGUGCGAGUAACUCCGUCGGUGGGCCGCCAGGGGCGCGCCAGUCGCCCGCGCGUCUUCCCGGGCCGCCUGGCCCCGUUGUUGAUCCGUUGCGCCCGGGCCGGCCGCGAUAGGGUGGCCGUUGUUUCUGUGUCCGUGUUUGUGUCCGUGUGUCUGUGUUGUUCCGCCGUCCAUCUAAUGCCGGCGGAUCCGCCGCCCGCCAGUCGCGAUAUCGCCAACUGCGCGCGCCGCCCGCCCGCGGCCGACGCCCCACAUAUGAGAUACUUAAAUCAUUUAUUUUUACCACGCGCCGGUGUGGCCAACGUAAAGUCACGAGUAGCCUAGGGAUCAAGUGUAUUAGCUGUAAGACCAAUGUAUAUACAUAAAACGGCUAGCGCGUAAUACACGCGCAUCUGCCCGCC